Molecule: messenger RNA, 2050 nt
Organism: Saccostrea echinata
Lineage: Eukaryota; Metazoa; Mollusca; Bivalvia; Ostreida; Ostreidae
Exons: 2
Coding region: 53-1999 (648 amino acids)
Source: RefSeq, a predicted model, not a curated record
ACCUCGCAGAUGAAACAAGUUGUAGGUUUUUACUUGUUAUGUUGAUGAAUUCAUGAAUAUGGGACAUCGUUUCAUCAUACAAAAAAUUAACAGAUGCAGAAUUAAAUACAGAAGAUGUUUAACACUUUUUAUUGGAAUUCUUACUGUUGCCUGGGUACAUGUUAACUUUAAUGAGGAGGUGGACUUCAUUUACAACAACGAAAACACGGACAAAAAGUGUGAAUUACCGAACUUAGACGCACAUGACAAAUCAAUCACAAAAUUUUUAUAUCAUCUAAGACCGGUUCAAUGUAAACAAACAUCGGAUCUUUCCUUCGUAGAUUCUGAAGGUUUUCUAAGAUUGAACAAAACUGCUAUAUCACAAUCUGAACAUGGUGCUAUAUCAUGCACCUAUUCUAUAAUAAAGCGUUUAUUGGACUUUGACGUCGAAAGCGAACAGGAAGUGGCGUUUUCACAUCCUGUGUAUGUUAAAGCUGAUUUUUUCAUUGUGAAGUGCGAAAAUGAAUGGAAGUAUACAGUUUAUAGAAAAUUACACCACAACAUCAAUUAUAAGUCCCGAAUGCAGCAGUUUAAUUUUUUAAAUGCAUCCGAAGAACAAUUGAAUGUGUAUAUAUUUGGCUUGGAUUCUCUGUCUAGAUUAGCUGCAGAAAGAACGAUUCCAAUCACUCUUCGUUAUGUUGAAGAAGAGCUAGGAGGUUACAUAAUGAAAGGUUAUACGAAAGUUGGAGCCAAUACAUUUCCGAAUCUUGUUAGCCUACUAACAGGAAAGGUCCCUUUUUCAAAGGAGUUACCUCCUUUUACGGAAUUCUUGGAUUCAUUUCCGUUUUUAUGGAAAAACUUCAGUGAGGCUGGCUACACAACAUUCUUUGCUGAAGAUCUCCCAGAAAUGGGAAGUUUUACAUAUUGGAAAGGUUUCAAAGAGCAGCCUUGUCUACAUUAUAUGAGACCAUUUUAUUUAUCAUUGGAAAAAUUCGGUUUGCCGAAUACUAAUAGAGCUUUGCUUUCAUUGGAAAACAACAAUUUACAUCUUGGCAAAACUUCGGCUCUGUGUGUGGAAAAUAUUCCAAAGCAUAUGAUGUUAAUGAAUUAUUAUAAGCAAUUCAUCGAAUUUUAUGGCAAUAAACGGAAAUUUGCUUUAAGUUGGAUGAAUGAACUCACACAUCAAUGGGAUAAUCUUAUUCAAUUAGCUGAUAAAGACUUCAUGUUGUUUUUUAAAUGGUUGAAGGAUUCAGGCAGACUCUCCAAUUCUAUACUGAUGUUCAUGAGUGACCAUGGUAUAAUGCAAAAGAGCAUUAAAAAUACCCUAGCAGGGAGGACAGAGAACCGGAUGCCUUUGUUUGCCAUUGUGAUUCCACCACAUAUCAAAUCAAAAUAUCCCCAUAUUCAUCAAAAUUUGAAAACAAAUACUCGACGCUUGACAACUGCAUUUGACGCGCAUGAAACGUUGGUAGACAUUUUAGAAAGAAAUUUUUUACGAAGUAAAUCACGCGUGAUUGAACUGAAAAGCUUUCCACGUGGUAUAAGUCUGUUUCGAGAGAUUCCAGACAGUCGAUCAUGUAAAGAUGCAGAUAUUCCUGGUGAUUUUUGUGUUUGUAAUUCAUACGAACCAAUAAGCAAUAAUGAAAAAAUUUCAAAAGAUUUGUCUAGUUUUCUAGUUUCUUACAUUAACCAAAAACUCACUAAACAUGAAGGAAAAUGUGCCAAACUACAUUUAUUAAAGAUAAAGGACACAUAUUUUGUAAAAACAAAUUUGCAAAGACGAAAAGAAAAGGAGGAAUUUUCCAUGCGAAAUUUGUUUUCCCGAUCUGAUCCAGAAGAGAAAACUUACCUGAGUGUGUUUGAAACGGUCCCCGGAAAUGCAGUAUUUGACGCGACAGUCAGCCUCGACUAUAAGGGAUCUUUUAAUGUCAUUGGUAGAGUAAACCGAGUUAACGAAUAUGGCAACCAAUCGUCCUGUAUCACUGAUAAAUUUUCUAAACCUCUUUGUUACUGCAGUUGAUGUAGUAGAAGUGUCUUUGGGUAGUUCUGUGAAUGAUUCUGAUUAUACUCU